UUCUUAUCAAGUAGGUUGUAUACAGAGUAGACUGUCAACAUCAUGGUGGAUAUAUCAUCUUUUUUUUAAAACUCUUAAUAUUAUGUCGUGUGUUUACAUAUAAAUAAAGUUUAAAUUGCAUAAAGUGUGUGAUUAAAGAUUUUAUACCUGACGUUUUAGGUUUAAGGCUAGGAGCUCCGACCAAGGGUUUCGUAGCCGUAUAUCAGUAAGUCUUUUUUUUAGUGAGGAACCACCCAGAAUUGAAACUAAAAUGGACAAUUAUAUCCAGACAACCAAGAUAAAAAUAGAGGACGAAAAUAAACAGUCUAUAGAGCAGUUUACCAAAGACUCUGAGAAAACAACCGAUGUAGAUGCGUCUAAUGACAUAAGUACGUGCAACAAAACCACAGUUAAGGUCGAAGUGGAUAUUUUGGGUGGUAAUCGUUUUGAGUCUGUAUUUGAAUAUGAAGAAAAUGAUCUUUCUGGUAAGCCAACGACAAAUGACGAUUUGGACGAAAUAUGUACAUUUGUCUGUGACAUAUGUAAAAUGUCAUUCGCGAGCAAAAAGAAAGUGACACGACACAUUACUCAGACCCAUGAUGAUCACUUGACAACCUGGAACAGCAUUAGAAAACAAGAUGUCAAUAAUAAACUCAGUGACAUAAGUACGUGCAACAAAACCAUAUUUAAGGUCGAAGUGGACAUUUUGGGUGGUAAUCGUUUUGAGUCUGUAUUUGAAUAUGAAGAAAAUGAUCUUUCUGGUACGCCAACGAUAAAUGACGAUUUGGACGAAAUAUGUACAUUUGUCUGUGACAUAUGUAAAAUGUCAUUCGCUAGCAAAAAGAAAGUGACACGACACAUUACUCUGGCGCAUAGUGAUCACUCGACAUCCCGGAAUAGCAUUAGAAAACAAGUUAUCAAAAACAAAUCCAGUGUUAAUGGUACAAGUAAUGAAGCGAAUAAAAAAAUAGAAGGUUCUUCUACAAAAUCCAGCCUCAGAAAACAUCAACGAGCACACAAUGGUGAAAAGUCCUACAAUUGUGUAGUUUGCUUAAAGUCAUUUUCUAAUAAAUCGAGUUUCGCAACACAUGAACGGGUACACACUGGUGAAAAGCCCUACAAUUGUGCAGUGUGCUUAAAGUCAUUUACUCAAAAAGAGCACCUCACAACACAUCAACGCAUACACACUGGUGAGAAGCCCUACAAUUGUGCAGUGUGCUUAAAGUCAUUUACUCAAAAAGAGCACCUCACAACACAUCAACGCAUACACACUGGUGAGAAGCCCUACAAUUGUGCAGUGUGCUUAAAGUCAUUUAUUCGAAAAGAGCACCUCACAACACAUCAACGCAUACACACUGGUGAGAAGCCCUACAAUUGUGCAGUGUGCUUAAAGUCAUUUAUUCGAAAAGAGCACCUCACAACACAUCAACGCAUACACACUGGUGAGAAGCCCUACAAUUGUGCAGUGUGCUUAAAGUCAUUUACUCGAAAAUGUGAUCUGACAAUACAUGAACGCGUGCAUACAGGUGAAAAGCCCUACAAUUGUGCAGUGUGCUUAAAGUCAUUUAUUCGAAAAGAGCACCUCACAACACAUCAACGUAUACACACUGGUGAAAAGCCCUACAAUUGUGAUGUAUGCCUAAAGUCAUUUUCUGAUAAAUCGAGCCUCACAAAACAUGAACGCGUGCACACUGGUGAAAAGCCCUACAAUUGUGAUGUAUGCCUAAAGUCAUUUUCUGAUAAAUCGAGCCUCACAAAACAUGAACGCGUGCACACUGGUGAAAAGCCCUACAAUUGUGCAGUUUGCUUAAAGUCAUUUUCUAAUAGAUCGAGCCUAAUAAAACAUGAACGCGUGCACACUGGUGAAAAGCCGUACAAAUGUGCCAUUUGUUUAAAAUCAUUUUCUCAAAAUGCACACCUCACAAUACACAAACGCUUGCACACUGGUGAGAAGCCCUACAAAUGUGAUGUAUGCCUAAAGUUAUUUUCUGCUAAAUCGACCCUCACAAUACAUGAACGCGUUCACUCUGGGGAAAAGCCUUACAAAUGAGAUGUUCUGCUCAAGAUCUUUUUCUCAACACUUGAACUUCACAACACACAAACGCGUGCAUGCUGGCGAAAAUCACUACAAGUGACAAUAUCUAAGACUCAAUUAUAUUCGUAAAAUUCAAUUGGGUUAUUAUAUUCUAUAAACAAUUACAAUUUUUUUUAUAAGGCCUAUAUAAAAUGUAUUUUUAUAUGUUAUAAAUUAACUAAAUAAGUAAUGCGUAUUAUUAUUUGUAAUAAUUUUAUUUGUAUGUCAGGU
Molecule: messenger RNA, 2284 nt
Organism: Adelges cooleyi (spruce gall adelgid)
Lineage: Eukaryota; Metazoa; Arthropoda; Insecta; Hemiptera; Adelgidae
Product: zinc finger protein OZF-like
Exons: 5
Coding region: 251-2029 (592 amino acids)
Biological process (GO): negative regulation of transcription by RNA polymerase II; regulation of immune system process; regulation of cytokine production
Molecular function (GO): DNA-binding transcription factor activity; RNA polymerase II cis-regulatory region sequence-specific DNA binding
Source: RefSeq, a predicted model, not a curated record